This is a messenger RNA of Exophiala oligosperma, 2754 nucleotides long. RefSeq lists its product as uncharacterized. Bases 485 to 2452 code for a protein of 655 amino acids. The transcript has a single exon. NCBI's taxonomy places the organism in Eukaryota, Fungi, Ascomycota, Eurotiomycetes, Chaetothyriales, Herpotrichiellaceae. The record is from RefSeq and is a predicted model, not a curated record.
CGCUUAAUUCCGCAAAUGCGCGAUUAGGAAUCUUCGCCUGACAUAUCGUUCGUUAUUGCGGCGCCAUGGGAUGUGUUUUCCUUCCAGAGUCCGGUAAAGCAUGCAUGUGCGAUUAUGUCAUUCGGUGGUCGAUUGAUUCCAGAUCUAUGAAAUCCUAGCGACCAUGCGAUUUGACCUCCCCGGAUAAUCUCUUUCAAGCAUCGUGUCAGCACGCCCAAUAGUGCACCGUGGAACACCCCUUCUCUCCUAACCUUGAUCAAUAGACUAGUGAAGAUGUCUUUCGGUAACUAGUUAGCCCAUAGGCACACUAGCAGCUUGCUUGCCAGCCCUGAGGAACCAAUUGAGAUUCCACAUCAUUUACAAUGCUCAGGUAAGGAUGAGAAAAGCGAUAUAGAACCGCCGGCCAGCUUCUCGAACAAACACAGCCGCAUCUAGAAUCCGCAAUCUGUAUUUCAAAAACAGCUCUUCUAACACUGCAGGUACCAUGGCUACAACUACUAUCGUUGUCCACCAAUAUCCCAAGGAAGUGCCACUUCUACAGAUAGAUUCCGAACUCAUGUCUGAAGAAAAACGUCCUUCCAAGCAGCCAGCGCCGUUUCGUGGCGAGUUUUCCUUUGUCAACAAGGAUGCUGGCAAUAUUGAUUCCAAAGAUCACAAUGCUGCCGUUUCCUGGCAUGUCAUGAAUAGAUACGAGCGAUGGAAAAGGCAAGAUCAAGCAAGAAGACUGCGCGCAUCUGCAAAUGUGCCAGUAGGGCCACUUUCGCCUCCGUCACAACCGCAGCAAUCUCAACAAUCAUCACAGCCUCAACAGCAGCCAAAUAUUCGUUCGCGGGGCCCGGCCCAAGCUGUACGUCGUACUUCCUCUCAAACAUCCCGACGGAGACGAUUAACAGAGCCUACGCAGGCUCAGUCAAUUCCAUCGGCCAAUCCGUUUAACUUCAACCCCUGGAUGGCAGAGCAGCCAUUGCAACUCGGAUAUCCUGGCAUAACCCCAGCUCAGGGCAUUGCUAUUGACCCCCAGGCAUCGUCCGCUUCUACGCCUUCUACUCACUCUGCAGUCAACGAGGAGGAUCCUUCCUCAAUGUUUACGUCGAUGAGCACUCCGUUGGAUCUUAGCGAAACACUAUUCGAAACCUCUGGUCUGUCUCUGAACCCACUCGUCAGCGGCUUAAUAAGUUACGCCUACGACAUGUUUAUUCCUCAACUGUGGCCUCAAGAAUCGACCAGAAGCCCAGUGACAUACGAAAUCUCGAAAUGCUGGGAUGAUACGACAAUGAUCAGUCAAGACACCUGCUACGCCAAUGCCUAUCUAAGCGUCCUUGCGGCGGCAAUGGCAAUCAUGACAAAUGAUGACAGCUUGACUUAUCAAUCGCGAUACUUUCAAGGUCAGGCAAUGGUGGAAUUGCGGCAGCGAGUGUCUCAGCCAAAUCCUCCCGAGCUGACCACCUUAAAGGCCAUUCUGAAGCUCUUCGCUUCAGAAACAUUGGUGGACAACACGGCCGUUGCCCGUAUGCAUCUCAAAAUGCUGCGAAAUUUAGUCAAUGCAGCUGGCGGCGUCCUUCUCAUGGAUUCAUGGUUCCGUGAAGACCUCCUUUCAAGCGAUUGCUAUUUUGCUCUCAAGUACGAAACUCGUCCUCUCUUCGCUGCACAGGAGUGGACCCCUGGACCCCUCAGCCAACCUUGGAAAGCACGACUGCUAUCAGCAGGCAUCUUGGGAGAGCACGCAGCCGGCAUCGAUCCUCUGGUUGAGCACCCGAUCAUGAAAGCAGUGGUGACUGACUUGCGCGAACUGUUCAAGACAAAAGAAUAUGUACACCUGCAUGAUGUGCCUGCAGAUGAUCAGCUCUUGAGAUGGCAACAACUCCGCAAAUUCGACUGUGUAGCCAGGAUUGCGGAUCAUCAUGUCAACCUAUCGAUCUACCCACACCUCUUUCAACGGCCCAUGACACAGGCUUAUUCAUGCAUCGCAACUGCCCUGAUGGCUUCACUAGUACUUGGUUCACCUGAGCCAGUGCGAUUCGGUCUCAAAUUGAUCAUCGAUCUUCGUGCGAAGCUGACAGAGAGUGAGUCGGACAGUAAUCCGGCAAACUACCGGCGACUUCGACUUUGGGCGCUGUACGUGGGCUCGUUGGCGGAAAAGGUGCACCCAGUGACCAUUGAGCACGACAUGUGGUUCACAAAAGCCUACACGGCACAAAUGGCGGAGAUGCGCCUGCAGGGUUUCGACGAUGUCAAAAAGGUGAUUAGACAUUUCCUCUAUUCAGAACGUUUGCACCAGGAGAUCGAGUCUGGUCGGCCGCAUAGGCUCGUGGAUGCUAAGCAAGGCCUCUACUCAGUGUGUGGUACAAGUUGGAGAGAACCACCACUGCAGCCAGAACUCAUGACUGGCAGUUUCGAGCCGGAAGAUUUGGGUGGUAUGCCUGUGGCCGCGGGCAAACAACGAGCAGAUUGAUACAAUGUAGCCGGAUAUGAAGGCGUAAGACAUAUAGGGCUUGGUUAUGGAGUACUUGACUUUCUUACAUUAUGGUAGGCCUUGACUUGGAUGCUUACGGAAGUCUAUAUCUUAGUGCUCUACCAUGGGUUACCUGCAUCGUUUUCUCAAUUUGUGAAAGCGGCAUCGAUGGUAGUGUGAAGAGCACACCAGUACGUACUUUGGUAUGGAGUUGGGGAGUGAACAACAUGUCAGGUUGUCAGGUACGAUUAGCUAAGAUUCAUAAAUGGAAGCAAUCAAAUAAGAUACUUUAUUUAGCAGAA